Brassica napus (rape) is the source of this 6955-nucleotide messenger RNA. Its product is annotated as ARF guanine-nucleotide exchange factor GNL1. Gene Ontology annotation, biological process: regulation of ARF protein signal transduction. The record is from RefSeq and is a predicted model, not a curated record. The transcript has 4 exons. Lineage: Eukaryota; Viridiplantae; Streptophyta; Magnoliopsida; Brassicales; Brassicaceae. Bases 376 to 4677 code for a protein of 1433 amino acids. Gene Ontology annotation, molecular function: guanyl-nucleotide exchange factor activity.
UCAAAGCUUCCGCUUUCACAACCUUCUCUUCGAUCAUCUCUCAGAGGACACGUCCGAUGCUUCUCCGAUCUCCAGAAUCGUCCCACUCGACAUAGCCAUUUGCAAGCAGAUCCACCGUCGCCGCGUUUCUGGCGAAUAAGGAGUAACAAGGAUCUGAUCUCAAUUGAGUUUUCGUGGCUAAGCUCCCACUCUACCGCAUCGGCUCGAUCCUUCACCAUACACUGAGAGCUUCUACACAUACGCCAUUGAACCCAAAGAAACACUUCAAAGAGUAGAAUCUGGAUCUCUUUCUCCGAUCCCGAUCUCUCCAGUACAUUUGGUCUCGUUAGAUAGCUCUACAUGCUUCGUGUGUGUAUUGGUGUUUGAGGACGAGUUAUGGGGUAUCAGAAUCACCAUCCAUCGGGAAGCAGCAACUCGUUCCAUGGAGGAGAGUUCAACAAACCGUCCAAAGUUGCUGUGGCGUCUAUGAUCAACUCCGAGAUCGGCGCAGUUUUGGCUGUGAUGAGGAGGAACGUGCGUUGGGGUGUCCGCUACAUUGCGGAUGAUGAUCAGUUGGAGCAUUCUCUUAUCCAUUCUUUGAAAGAAUUGCGUAAGCAGAUAUUCUCAUGGCAAAGCAAUUGCCAAAACGUUGACCCCAAGCUGUACAUACAGCCCUUUCUGGAUGUUAUACUCUCUGAUGAAACCGGGGCUCCCAUCACCGGCGUUGCUUUGUCGUCUGUCUACAAGAUCUUGACCCUUGAUGUUUUCACGCUUGACACCGUGAAUGUGGGAGAGGCGAUGCAUAUCAUAGUGGAUGCUGUCAAAAGCUGCCGUUUUGAGGUGACUGAUCCUGCCUCCGAGGAAGUGGUUUUGAUGAAGAUACUUCAGGUUCUUCUGGCUUGUAUAAAGUGUAAGGCGGCUAGUGGGUUGAGUAAUCAGGAUAUUUGCACCAUCGUCAACACUUGUUUGCGUGUUGUUCAUCAGUCUAGCUCCAAAAGUGAGUUGUUGCAGCGUAUAGCACGCCAUACGAUGCAUGAGUUGGUUAGAUGCAUCUUCUCUCAGCUUCCUUAUAUCGGCCCACUGGCUAAUGAAAGCGAAUUACCCGUCGGCGAUAAGGUGGGAACAGUGGAGUGGGAUCAGAAUUCUGGAGAAAACACAGUUGAAAAUGGAAGUAUUGAUACUCUCGGCGUUGAGAAAGAUUCUCCAAGUUCUGAGAUGGUUAUUCCAGAAACAGUACUCAAAAAAGAUGAAAAGGGAGCUGAGGUCAGUGAUGACUUAAAUGUUGCUGCGAAUGGUGAAAAUGCAAUGUUGGCGCCUUUUGGUAUUCCAUGCAUGGUAGAGAUUUUUCAUUUCCUGUGUACUCUGUUGAAUAUUGGAGAAAACAGUGAAGUCAAUUCCAGAUCUAACCCUAUAGCAUUUGAUGAAGACGUUCCUCUUUUCGCUCUGGGUUUAAUUAAUUCUGCUAUAGAACUUGGAGGCUCUUCUUUCCGUGAGCACCCAAAAUUGUUGAGUUUGAUUCAGGAUGAGUUAUUCUGUAACUUGAUGCAGUUUGGUAUGUCGAUGAGCCCUCUGAUUCUUUCUACAGUUUGCAGCAUCGUUCUUAAUCUCUACCUGACUCUCCGUACUGAACUUAAGGUACAGCUUGAAGCUUUCUUCUCAUGCGUACUUCUGAGGAUUGCACAGAGCAAGCAUGGCUCUUCUUACCAGCAACAGGAGGUUGCUAUGGAAGCUCUGGUUGAUUUUUGCAGACAGCAUACUUUCAUGGCUGAAAUGUUUGCGAAUUUCGAUUGUGAUAUAACAUGCAGUAAUGUGUUCGAAGAUGUUUCAAAUUUGCUAUCAAAGAGUGCCUUCCCAGUUAACGGGCCUUUAUCUGCUAUGCACAUAAUUGCAUUGGAUGGGUUAAUCUCCAUGGUUCAGGGAAUGGCUGAAAGGGUUGGUGAGGAAUUGCCGGGUUCAAAUGUUUCGACACAUGAAGAAGGAUACGAAGCAUUUUGGACAGUGAGAUGUGAGAACUACGGAGAUCCUAAUUUAUGGGUUCCCUUUGUCCGAAAGUCAAAGCACAUCAAGAAAAAGCUGAUGGUUGGUGCUGAUCAUUUUAACAGUGAUCCUAAAAAAGGUCUGCAGCAACUCCAAGCGAUGCACUUGUUACCUGAAGAACUUGAUCCAAAGAGUGUGGCAUGUUUCUUCAGGUAUACAUGUGGGAUAGAUAAGAACCUUAUAGGAGAUUUCUUGGGAAAUCAUGACCAGUUCUGUGUUCAGGUUCUUCAUGAGUUUGCCAAGACGUUUGACUUCCAGAAUAUGAAUCUUGAUAACGCCCUGCGUCUCUUUGUGGGGACAUUUAGAUUGCCUGGCGAGUCGCAGAAGAUACAGAGGGUGCUUGAAGCGUUUUCUGAGAGAUACUAUGAGCAGUCACCACAGAUAUUGAUUGAUAAAGACGCUGCCCUCUUGUUAUCUUAUUCGAUUAUCUUGCUGAACACAGAUCACCACAACACUCAGGUCAAGAAAAAGAUGACUGAAGAAGAUUUCAUCCGUAACAACAGGUGCAUAAAUGGAGGCGCAGAUCUUCCCAGGGAAUACUUAUCUGAGCUUUAUCAUUCAAUCUGCGACAGUGAGAUUCAGAUGAUCCCAGAUCAAGGAACCGGUUUCCAAAUGAUGACCUCCAGUCGGUGGAUUAGUGUGAUUUACAAGUCCAAAGAAACCAGUCCCUAUAUCAUAUGUGACAGCGCAUCGUAUCUGGACCGUGACAUGUUUCAUAUCGUGUCCGGUCCCACUAUUGCUGCUACAUCUGUGGUUUUUGAGCAAGCAGAGCAAGAAGAUGUUCUGCAGAGAUGUGUUGAUGGGUUAUUGGCCAUUGCAAAACUUUCAGCGUAUUACCAUUUGAAUAGUGUAUUGGAUGAUCUGGUCGUGUCUCUCUGCAAAUUCACGCCAUUCUUCGCGUCGUUAUCUGUUGAUGAAGCUGUUCUUGCUAUAGGAGAAGAUGCCAGAGCAAGAAUGGCUACUGAAAGUGUGUUCUUGAUCGCAAACAAAUACGGCGACUAUAUCACUUCGGGAUGGAAAAACAUACUGGAAUGUGUCUUGAGCCUCCACAAACUCCAGAUUUUACCAGCUCAUAUAGCUAGUGAUGCUGCGGAUGACCCAGAGGAAGAAAGACCUUUAGCAAAUCCCUUAUCAGUAGUAUCACAGGUACAACCCUCAGAGACCCCUCGAAAAUCCUCUAGUUUUAUCGGUCGGUUUAGCCAGCUUUUGUCCUUUGACAUGGAGGAGACAAAGCCAUUAUUACCUACCGAGGAAGAACUUGCAGCCUAUAAGCACGCUCGUGGUAUAGUGAAAGAUUGUCAUAUUGAUAGCAUAUUCUCAGACAGCAAGUUUCUCCAAGCUGAGUCCCUGCAACAGCUAGUAAACUCUCUCAUAAAGGCAGCCGCGAAAGAUAAAGCUAGUGCUGUCUUUUGCCUGGAGCUUUUAAUUGCAGUAACUCUAAACAACCGAGACAGAAUCCUACUGAUCUGGCAAACUGUUUACGAGCACAUCUCGGGUAUAGUUCAAUCAACGGCGACACCAUGCCCGCUUGUGGAAAAGGCUGUGUUUGGUGUGUUGAAGAUUUGUCAGAGAUUAUUGCCUUACAAGGAGAAUCUAACAGAUGAGCUUCUGAAAUUACUCCAACUGGUUCUCAAACUUGAUGCAAGAGUGGCUGAUGCAUACUGUGAGCCCAUAACGCAAGAAGUAGCCCGUCUUGUAAAAGCGAAUGCAUCUCACGUCAGAUCUCAUGUUGGUUGGAGAACAAUCAUAUCUCUGAUAUCAAUCACAGCUCGACAUCCAGAAGCUUCUGAUGCUGGAUUCGAAGCUCUCCGGUUUAUAAUGUCAGAAGGAGCUCACCUGUUGCUAGCAAACUACAUUCUCUGUUCGGAUGCAGCUAGGCAGUUUGCUGAAUCCCGUGUCGGGGAAAUCGAUCGGUCUAUCUCAGCCAUCGACUUAAUGUCAAACUCUGUGUUCUGUCUUGCUAGGUGGUCUCAAGAGGCGAAAAACUCGGUGGGAGAAGAUGAAGCUAUGAGGAAACUAAGUCAAGACGUCGGAGAGAUGUGGCUCAGGCUUGUGAACAACCUCAAAAGUGUUUGUCUUGAUCAACGCGACCAAGUGAGAAACCACGCCAUCUCAAUGCUACAGAGAUCAAUAGCCGGUGCAGACGGAAUCAUGUUACCACAACCAAUAUGGUUCCAAUGCUUCGACGCCGCAAUCUUCCCGUUGCUAGACGAACUGCUCGCUGUUUCGAUCGAGAAUUCAAGAAAGACAUUCAAGAAAACAGUUGAAGAAACGCUUGUGCUCGCCACAAAGCUCAUGUCAAAGGCCUUUCUUCAAGCUCUCCAAGACAUCUCGCAGCAACCAUCGUUCUGCAGACUCUGGCUUGGUGUAUUGGACCGUAUGGAGACUUACAUGUCGACCAAGUUCAGAGGGAAACGCAGCGAGAAAGUCCAUGAACUCAUACCGGAACUGCUGAAGAACACGUUGCUGGUGAUGAAGACGACGGGUGUUUUACUACCGGGUGAUGAUAUUGGAAGUGAUAGUUUCUGGCAACUGACUUGGCUUCAUGUCAAGAAGAUAUCUCCUUCUCUGCAAUCUGAAGUGUUCCCUCAAGAGGAGCUUGAUCAGUUUCAGAGACGAAACGCUAAGCCUGAGGAUACUCCGGUGGUACCGGAAAACUAAGACUCAGAACGGUGGUGGUGGAGUAGUAAGGAUUUGUUUUUAUACAGAAAAGCAUUAUUGAGAAGUUUUUUUUAGAAACUAUAUCGAAAUAUUAUAUCUUUGCAGUAUAGCCUUUUGUUUGAAUAUAGUACUUUUGAGCUUUUGGAUUUUUAUGGAAUGUCACGUUGGAAUUAUGGCUUUGAUUGGAGAUUUGCUUGGAGGCGAUUCAGGAAAGCGUUGUCACAAGUUGCACAAAUCGGCUUUUGAGUUUACCAAUAGAACGGACAGAUAAAAUGAACAGUUGAACUGAGUGAGCUUUUCAGGGUGCCGCCAACCCAUUCAUGUAUUUUUCAUUCUGAAACAGAAUAAUGUCAAAAUAGGGUUGAGCUUUUCUAAAAAAUUAUUACUUUACCUUUAUUUCUAAAUACAAAUUAAAAUAUUCUCAUUAAAUUAGUUUUUUAAAAAAUAAUUUUAUUUUAUUCUAAUGGAAAAAUUACAAAAGUAUAAUAUUUUUAAUGAAAAUUACAGUAAUCAACUUUACUAAACAAAAACAAAGAUAGGAUAAUGUUAAAGAUAUGCAUGUCGAAUUCAAAGACAAUAAUUUUAUAUAGCUUCACAAAUUAGAGUUGUUUAUAUUAUAGUUGUAUAUUCACUUCAAUUUGGAUAUUAUCAUGUGUAAGUAGUAGGAUAAAUUUUCCACUACAAGCUACCUACCACAAUUACAAAAGCUUAAUAAUUUUCAAUUAUUUAAAAAAGCACAUAGAUUAUAGAAAAUUUGGAAUCUCCUCACAAAUAUUUUCUUGAACAUACCUCUGUCUCUCUAUCUUAAUAUAUUCUCAUAGAUCAUUUGAGUCCAAAUUUUGGAUCUUGCAAUUUAAAAAUUAAUUAUUAUUUUCUUUGUUUUUAAAAAAUUUACUGUUUCAUUUCUUAUAAGUUAUUUAUAUAAUAUCACCAUUAUAUUUCAACAUAAUAAAAACUCGUGGUUCCAUAUUUUCGCCGGAAACCAACUAGCGCAAUGGACCAACUAGGGGUGGGCGUUCGGGUAUCCGGGUUCGGAUCGGAUAUUUCGGUAUAGAGGUGUAGAACGUCAGGGUAUUUCUGUACUUCGGGUCGGGUUCGGAUAUUUUUAGUUUGGGUUCAGUUAUUGCGGAUCGGUUUCAGAUAUUUAGAUUUUGAAAAAAACAAAAUUAAAUUUUCAUUUCUCAAAUUUCUUGUAUUUAAAAAUAUAACUUUCACUUAACUAAUUUUUUAUUUUUAAUAAAUUGAAUGGUUAAUAGAUUUGGAUAUAACAAUUUGAAACUAAAAAAACAUUAAUUUGGUAUUGUUUUUAAAUUUUGGAUGUAACUUUUUGUUAAUUUUUGAAAUAAAAAAUUUGACAUGCAUUUUAAGUGAGUAGCAAAACUUUUUCUCCGUAAUUUUAUGUAUGUCAUAUGAAUUUAAAAUAUGUGUAGUAUCAAUAUAAAUAUUUUAUAUAAAAUGAGAGAUGUAAACUAGAUUCAGAUUUCAGUUCGGGUUUCGGUUCAGAUUUUGGUUCGGGUUUUUCGGAUUGGAUUGGGUUCGGAUGUCACUUCAGAUAUUGAAUAAAGUGUCCACCCUUGACCAACACAACAUUGGUGGUUAAAACUCAUAGUUUACCAAAAAAAUAAUCAAAACUCGUUUAGAUGCUUUGUAUUUAGCUAAUUGUUUUAAAACUCAGUUUUUCUAACCACCAUAAAUUAUUCAAACUAUUUUAACAACUUUUCUAAAAAAAGACUAUAAAAUUAUUAUUAAUUUUGUUAAAACUUUUUAAUCUACUAGUUGAUCAAUGAUUCAUAAAAAAAUUUAAAUUUUGAUUUCAAGAUUUAUAGAAAUUAACGGAUUUAAAAAAUUAAAUAAAAAUCAUAUAAAUAGUUUCAUCUAAGUUUAAAAUAUUGAAAAAUCAGUUUAAAAAAAAAAGAAAACAUAAAAGAAAAGAAAAGAUGUAGAGAAACGACGGGUGCCUGCUGGUGUAGGAUAGAAACAGUGUAUGUGGAUGUAGCUUAUAACUACCCAAUCCCGUUGAGCAUAUUUCCUCCGACCAGACCAUCCCCAGAAUAAUAAUAAUAAUAAAAUUCAACGGAGGCCGCCUUCCCUUCACCGGAUCACCUUCCUUCCUUCCUUCCUUUGGAUCUAUCUUCCGAUUCCGACGGUUCUUCGUUUCUCAGAGUAUCAAUCUACCUUGGAACAAUGACUGAAGUGUUUAACGGCUACGAGCGCCAAUACUGCGACCUCUCCGCCAAUCUCUCCAAGAAAUGCUCCUCUGCUCUUGCCCUUGACGGAG